AUGUUGACCGUCACUGAUCUAGCUAGCAUCGUCGAUCAUGGACUCCAACACUCAGGGCUUCCGUACGAGUACAGAGCUGUCAAUCUUGUAAAAGGAGAGCAAUUUUCUCCAGAGUUUGAGAAAUUAAAUCCUCUUCGCUGCGUUCCGGUGUUAGUCGAUGGUGAUUUCGUACUUUCAGACUCCUCUGCGAUCUUGCUGUAUUUGGAAGAGAAGUAUCUCCAGAAUGCGCUAUUGCCGGUUGAUCCUAAACUACGAGCUGUCAAUCUUCAGGUUUCUUGGACUUGGGAACAAUGA
This is a messenger RNA of Ilex paraguariensis (yerba mate), 294 nucleotides long. The record is from the annotation of a GenBank genome assembly. NCBI's taxonomy places the organism in Eukaryota, Viridiplantae, Streptophyta, Magnoliopsida, Aquifoliales, Aquifoliaceae.